Candoia aspera is the source of this 3934-nucleotide messenger RNA. It is a transcript of the gene CFAP61, whose product is annotated as cilia and flagella associated protein 61. The coding region runs from base 1 to 3642 and encodes 1213 amino acids. The record is from RefSeq and is a predicted model, not a curated record. The transcript has 25 exons. Lineage: Eukaryota; Metazoa; Chordata; Lepidosauria; Squamata; Candoiidae.
AUGUCGUCCUUACCAUCUGCAAGAACCUCAUCUACACCACCAUCUUCAGUCAUAUUAAGCACCAGAAGGACAGAAUCCCAUGAUAUUCCUAAUAUUAUCAGUCUUACGAAAUAUGAUACAGAAAGAUUGUUUGGCAGGAUUAAUGUCAUAUAUCUUUUAGAAAAAGCUAAUCUUGCAGUGACGGUGAUUAAUCACAAAAAUAUAAGUGUUGCUCAUGCUGCAUUUCUGGAUUAUCCUAACUGGGAUGUUGUUGAUGAGGCCAAUUGGGAAGCAUAUAUGAAACAAAAUUAUGUUCAGAACAAGCAUACACCUUUAAAUACACUGUUUAUGCAUCUAUUUGUAACAACUGAUGAAUAUGCAGUUCAUUGUUGUCAUGAAAUUAUGAAGACUGUUUUUAAAACUGUACCAGAACUACAUUUCAUACUCCUCUUCAUACCAUCUCAAGAGGAGUUGGGUAUAGACUUGGCAGCUGCUUUUGUCCCAGUGAUGGAUCCUCUCAGUUCAACUCUGAAUAUGGAAUAUAGCCUCCAUGUGUCACACAGGCAUCAAUAUUGUCCCCAGCUGUAUAUUCGCUGUGCCAGGGUAGAAGACCAUGAUGAUCUCACCCCAAUCUUUUCACGGCACAACGAUACUCUGAGGCAAACCUAUGGAGAAUAUUUCCUUGCUGAACUGAUAGAAGCUCAAGAUGAAAAUAAUCUUGCUGUAGUUUGUGAGGAUGAUGGCAUAGCAGUGGGCUUCAUGAGUGUAUGCUCUGAAGUGAAUACACAGCUGCUUCAUGACUGCUUUGAUUUGAGUCUUUUCCAUGGACUUUGCAAACCACACCCAGAUGAUAUUCUUAAACCACUGUGCAUUCCAGGUGAAAUUCCAGUCCCAUCGGUCCUUUCAGUUGAUGAAAAUAGUAGUCAAAGAGAAGAAAUUGUGGAUAUCCAAAAUAUAGAUAUUCAGAAAGAGGGAAUACUUGCUCAGUGUUCGUUAGAACUGUCAUUAGAAAGUGUCAGAAGUAAGGAUCUGAAAGCAACUGAAUCCACACCUACUGAUAGUUUUGACAGACAACCUUUCCGUCCCCUGUAUAAAGGAACAGUAAAUGCCUUUUGUAUUCAGCUCUUCUGUAUUGAUGAGCAACACGAAACAAGGUCACUGGAUUUCUUAAAUUUUGUUUUUGAACUUUUCCCAGACAAAGACUUCUGCAUCAUCACAGUGCCACAUAUGGUCCCUGAAUUUCAUCUGAUCCAGAGUUUUGUUAGGAUUAUUCCCUUUAGCCAUUGUACGCUGGAUCAGGAGCUUUAUGUAUUUCACCGUUCUGGAUUGCUCAAGUCUUUUCUUGUAAGAGCAGCAAAAUCUGCAGAUGUCUUUGCUAUUGAAAGACUAAUCCAAACCCUGCAAUUGAACACAAGUAUAUUGGACGACUUAAAUAAGUACUUAUCAGCACGAAGAGAUCCAGAUGGGACUCCAGUUCAGGCAUUUGUAGCAGAGGUUUUGAGUCAAAUAGUUGGAAUAUCUGUUCUUAGAAAUGAAAUGGAUAUCGAAUAUAUUCGCUCACACUACAACAUUGAAGAUUUUAUCUAUUUCAGUCAUUACCAACAGGAAGAACAUGGCCACCUUUACCAUUUUGCUGUCAAUCCAAUCUUUCAUCAUUAUGCCAAACAUUUUAUGAAGGAGAUACUUCGGUUAUCCUACAAAUCAUGUCUCUAUUAUCCUAUUUAUCCCCAGCCUGAAGAAGGGAAGUUCCAGAAUCCCUGUGCCCAUUCCCUAACAUCUGCCCUACAUUACAUGGUUCCCGUGCGACCAAGACGACAGAUUGUCUAUCCUCUGGAAAAGCUUGGCAUAAAUGCUCCGUCAAAGCAAGUCUCUAAGGAUCAGUUAAAGUAUGCAUUGUAUCAUUUCAAUCGGAAGCUGUCCUUGGAGCCUAAGGUGUCUGUCAAUUGUAGAAUAGUAGUUGUUGGAGCAUCAGAUGUUGGAAUUUCCUUCCUAGAGACACUAAUUUUUUGCCCACACCUGAAAUUCAGCAGCCUUACAUUGAUUUCGACUCAUGGACUUCCAGGAAAAGAUGAAUCAAAUAAUCUGCAUGAGAGAUUUUUAAUUAGCAGCUAUUGUUUUAAUGAAGAUGAUUAUGCACUGAUGUCACUUGGUUCAUGGAUUAAUGUUGUGGCUGAAAAAAUGAUUGCUAUAGACAGAUCUGCAAAACAUGUAAUAGUUUCCAAGGGGAAAAAAGUGCCAUAUGAUCAUCUCAUUCUCUGCACUGGCCAACAGUAUCAGGUCCCAUGUCCUACUGGUGCAGAUAUCAAAAAAUUGUUAACCAACAGAGAGGUACCAACAAACUAUCAACAAAGAUACACAGGAGUAGUGCCUUCCAAUCUUUUUAUUAUUUCUGAUGAUGAAGAUGCGUUAACAGCAUUGAACUGGCUAAAAGAAAACGUGAUUCAUUCCUCAGGGAAUAUUAUUGUCUAUGGGAAUACAAUUGAUGUUUACACCACUAUAGAAUCCCUCUUAUCAUUAGGAAUUGAUGGCUAUCGUAUCUACCUUGUGCACCCUCCCUUGUACUCCAAUAUUACUUCUCUCAAUAACAACAUAAUAGAAAAGGCUAUCAAGAAAGCACUGUCCAGGGCUGGUAUAACUGAACACCAUGAUAGUCUGUUGGCUCAAUGGAAUGAUGGAAAUCACCCAGAUCCAAUCACAUCUGCAUCUUUCACUACUAAUACAAAGCCAUUUAAGUUGCAAUGUUCUGCAUUCUUUAACUUUACCAAAAGAAGAGUGGAUUAUGAGACGUUCAAAGCAGUUAAUGAUGCAUGUCUGGUUUAUGAUGGGAGACUUGUGAUUGAUACCAACUUCCAUACCAAUGAUGUGACCAUCAGAGCUGGAGGUCCUUUAACCAAAUUUUCCAAUAUAUACUAUGCUAAUGAAUGGACACACAGCAAUUUCAGCUCCAAGGAGAUUGGUUUUCAGCUUGCUGCAACCAUGCUGAAUCUCUUCGAUCCAACUCUAGAGCCAAUUUUUGAACCUCCAGAAGAUAUGGAUAGACUAAUUCCUAUGUACAAGGGAUGCAAAAUUCAAGGUGGUAUUCUACCUGGAAAAUACAAUUAUGUGCAUAUUUUUAAACCUGGGAUUCCUGCCCGCUUGGAUGUACAAGAAUCACAACCUACUUAUGGAAUUGCAAUUACAACAGGAGAUGCAGUAAAGGGAAAUUACUUCAGAAUACAUGUCAACCAGUACAGCAUAAUAGAAACCAUUACUUGCUUUUCAAAGAAACCUAUUCCUGUUUCCAACUACAUAUGUUUAUUUGGACAGCAUGAACGUCUUCUUAAUAAUCUUUGUUCUCGCUGGAGGGAGGGACUGAUCUCAAAUCUCUAUAGCUACUUUAAGGAACCUUGGGCCUUGGCCAUCUAUCAUGAUCGUUUUACUGAUCUGAAGAAGGAGCUACGUCAGAUCUUAGUAUCUGUCCAGGAAGAAGAUGUUCCUUCAAUGCAAGAACUUGUGCGUCAAGUAGUAGAAGGUGAACUUCCAUUACUCGAAAGACCAAAGACGUAUCUCAAACGAUCCUUUAAGCAAAGUAUAUAUAAGAACCUGGUAGAGAAAAGCAUUCUCAAUUAUCUUAAUUAUAACAAUUAUCAUCUACCAAUGUUUGCUUGGCCAGGAAUAGUUUAGGUAUGGAUAACUAAAUAUGGCCAUUCUUACAACAAAUAUACAAUUCAGCACAAAGUUUGGGAGUGAAGUGUAAAUGAUUAAGUUCUAACUUUUUAUGAUUAUCCAAAGAAGAAGGCAGAAUUUGCCAUUUAAGUAUCUAUGCUAAUUAUACAUGUUAAAUAAUUAAAAAGAAAAAUAAAACCACUAAACUAUACUGUUAAGCAACGGUAAAUAACAACACAUGCAGAUAUAUGAAAACAAUAGAAUAAAUUCCAGUUUAUCUCAUCUGAGGCCAACAGUAUCAAUAAUAAGA